UGGGGCAGCAGACACACUAGACAAUCAACUUUCAGUUACUGACCAGUGGGCCCGGGCGCACCCAACGAUGGAGAUUACUGCAAUUAUUUGGAGCGAGCAUCUGCUGAUCUGCCUGCGCCAUUCGCUUUGCUUCCCCGUCUGCUAAUUUUCCCGGCAUCACACACAAAGCACUUUAAUUUUGCUUCCUUUUCUAAUCUCACUAGCCGCCACCCCCGCUAACAUUAUUCCCCUCCCGGCUUGCUCCCCAGCUCGUCCACCACCUCGAGGCUGCGCCGCCCCCCGCCGGUACAGCAAGGGAUGGCGAUGGUCACGGCCGAUGCCGCGGCCGCCACCGCGGCCAUGGAGAAGCCGCCGGACGCCGAGAAGCCCGACUACGCCCCCUACAACGGCAACUCCACCGCGGAUGGCGGCGGGGGCGCGCGCACCCGCGGCGGGGGCGGGGGCGGGGGCGGGGGCGGGGGCGGGGGCGUGGUAGAUUUGGUGGUGGCGCGGUGGCGGCGGGAGGACAUGCUCGACAAGAGCCCCCUCGCGCUGCACGCCGCCGCGGCCGCCUUCGCCUUCGUCGCGCUUGUGCUCGUCGCGUCCAACCAGCACGGUGACUGGAUGCAGUUCGACCGCUACCAGGAGUACAAGUACUUGCUCGCAAUCGCGGCGCUGGCGUUCCUCUACUCGCUGGCGCAGGCGGCGCGGCACGCGCUCCGGAUGCGCGGCGGCGUCGACCCCGUCGCCACGCCGUCAGGGAGGCUUCUCGAUUUCGUCGGUGAUCAGGCAGUUGCAUAUUUGCUGAUGUCCGCGCUUUCGGCUGCGGUCCCCAUCACGAACCGCAUGAGAUCUGCAGUGGUCAACAACUUCACAGAUGCAACCGCAGCAGCCAUCAGCAUGGCCUUCUUUGCAUUUGUAGCUCUUGCCUUGUCAGCCGUGGUUUCUGGAUACAAGCUCUCCAAACAAACGUACAUGUGAAUCAUCGUUGUAGAAGAGUGAAACACAUUACACGGUCUAUUCAUUAUGGAUUGCUCAUCCGAAGAAGAGAAACAUGCUUCUAUAGUUCUCUUCAACUUGAAGGUCAUGUAUUGUGUGUGCUGAGGUGGUUGUUGUUACUUGCAGUAGCUUCCAUGUGUGUACAUAGAAUUAUACGCAGCAUGCCUGAAUACGAUCGUUUUCCUUUCCAAGACAUUGCUGUCGUGACAAGAACAUUUAACUUUUCUGAACAUAUGCAGGAGUGGAACUGUAUGCUUAUUUCAGGGCUCAUAAUUUUCCUUGACACC
Molecule: messenger RNA, 1265 nt
Organism: Panicum hallii
Lineage: Eukaryota; Viridiplantae; Streptophyta; Magnoliopsida; Poales; Poaceae
Product: CASP-like protein 4B1
Exons: 3
Coding region: 298-960 (220 amino acids)
Source: RefSeq, a predicted model, not a curated record